CAUCAGAUUGAAGUCCUCAAAGAAUGUGCCGAGAAAGUUUUUUCCUUUUCGAAAACAGAAUUCAUGGCCACAAAUCACAUCAAAACAGAAAAUUUAAUAACAAAAAUGGAACUAUAAACAAGGUUGGUCACUUCAAAUACUUAAGCGAAGUUAUUGAACCUAUAGGUACAGAAAGAUUAGCACAAAAAGCACGGGAACUCAAAAUGCGGAAAGCCUAUGGGAAAGUUGCGAUCAUCUACAAUAAAAGAUGUAUAAAUAUCAACACGAAAGUUCGUCACUACACUACUGUUAUCAAAGCUGAAACACUACGCCUGCGACACCCUGAAUCUUAAUUUCAAAGGAGACCUCGCGAAUAUCAAGAAAUCCGGAAGAUCCUUGGACUAAAUCUCACAGACGAAGGAUACCGUCUACAAUCACAAACUGUGACAGAAAAAUACUCCACCAUCGAAAGCCGAUUUCCGCACACGACGACUGAAAUUCUAUGGGCACAUUAUGAGACUAGAUGACAACCGAUUAACAAAGAAAAUUUUUGACAUACUUAUAGAAACUAAAAAUGACAAGUCUGGGUAAAACGGUCCAAAUUGAUCUAAAAAAACGCCAACAUCUCACCGGGAGACAUCGAAGAUGGAAACAUCUUCAGACAUAAGAUACAUAUCCACAUGGAAAUUGUUCCACUAGACAAUCAAAGAUACCAAGAGGAAAAUGGACACAUGAACGUCGUGCGUAAGCACUGCGAAAUGAUAAAAACAUGCUGGAAGAAAAAUAAAAGCAACUAGUCAUGAUUUGCUUUAUGUGAUCCUCUAAGGGUAUAAACAAUAUAAAUAAAUAAUUUGCCGCCAUUUUGAAAAACUGCUUUGUGAUGUAAUUUUAAUGUCUCGAUUGUUGUUUUAUAUCUCCAUCGGCAGUUCGCCCAUCACUAUUUGCUCAAAGGAGGGUCAAGAUGAAUGCUUCCCCCUUAUGAAAAUUGGAGACUUGAAGAAGAAUUCUGAGAUUAAUGUUAAGUGCCGACUCUGAUAUACUAUGGUGCUAUGUUUCUAGCGGCACGACCGAGAAAGACACGAAAUACCGUGAGAUAUUCUAUCGUGAAGACAGGCCCUGACGCGCCACGUUGAGAAAACCGAAAUACAAUAAAGGAAACAAACCGCGGCAAUAGCAUAAUUCAGCCCAAAACUUACUAAUUCUCUGGGAAACGCUUACACGUACACCAGGACUUUGCCCCACAUUUUUCCAUCAAACGGCCAGUUUUACCCUAAAAACUUGCCGCCAAACGAUGUGACAUCAGUUUGGACAUCUUGUAAUCCUUAUUUACAUCAGAGAGUAUAUUAUUAAUACACGAUUUACAUCAUGCAGCAAUAUUACCAGGGUGUAUGGAUGAGAAUAUUUCUUCAACUGGAAUCAUUGGUGGUCAUUAAAUACUAAAAAAGCUUAUAUACGAAUGAAAAUAAUGUACAUCGUCCUUGGAACAUUAAAACCUAUGGUAUAAAUAAUAUAAGAAAUUAAACAUUGCACCUAUAUUCAGGUUUUGAGCGUGUCGUCGCUCUAAGCAUAAAAAAGAAACAAUAUUAUUGUUCCAAAAUGUGAAUAAAUCGUGUAACCCAAGUAUCACAAAUAAUAUUUGUAUUUCCAAUAGAAAUGAAUUAAAUAAUCAUAACGUAUUUGCAGUAUAACUUCAUUUAACAAUAUUAAAUUAAUAAAUCAUCGAAUGUACGUAGUAUUAUUACUGUGCUAGGUUAUUCGCUUCUCUCUGAUCCACGCCUGUUUGUAUUUCUUAAAAUAAUUCUUCACGGGAAUUUAAACAAUGGUGGUAUAAUGUUACGGUCAUGUUUACAAAAGCAUCGAAAUGUGUUACAGUUUCAAAAUAGUUUAUCUAAUUCUCACUUGCGAUCGUUUGGUUUCAAAGGUUUACUUUCACUUCUAAAACCAACUACACCAUCUGUUGCCAUGAGUAAAGACCACAGAUUGAUUUGGAUUGAUAUGGAGAUGACAGGACUUGAUCCUGUGUCAGACCAUAUUUUAGAAGUGGCUUGUAUCAUUACUGAGGGAAACUUACAAAUAGUGGCCGAACAUACUCCUCUGGUAAUUCAUCAGUCUGAUGAGAUACUUGCAUCAAUGAAUGAAUGGUGUGUAAAGCAUCAUGGGCAGUCUGGCUUAACGGAAGCUUGUCGCAAGAGUCAUACUUCGUUGCAACAAGCAGAAGAUCAGUUGCUGACAUUUCUUAGGGUACACACUCCAUCAGGAAAGUGUCCUUUAGCUGGGAAUUCUGUAUAUAUGGAUCGACUAUUUUUGUCACGGUAUAUGCCACGUCUGGACCGGCAUAUUCAUUACCGCAUUGUGGAUGUAUCCACAAUCAAGGAACUUUGCAGACGCUGGGCUCCUCACGCAUUCCGCAACGCUCCAAAGAAAAAGUUGCAGCAUAGAGCGUUAUUUGACAUCAAAGAGAGCAUUGAAGAGUUGAAAUAUUACCGCAAGUUCAUGUUUUCAGAUUGACUCGUUCUUAAAUAGAUGAUGGUGCAACCUUUUCCUUAGAAUAUUACUUUGAUUUACCAAAGAAUCUCUUUGUAUUCUACCUAAAAUGUGAAAGAAAAGAUCGGGAAAGCAAAAGAAGUGAAUAUUUUACAGAAAUAAAGUUUCAUCCUGUAAUAAA
Messenger RNA from Gryllus bimaculatus (two-spotted cricket), 2644 nucleotides. The record is from the annotation of a GenBank genome assembly. Lineage: Eukaryota; Metazoa; Arthropoda; Insecta; Orthoptera; Gryllidae.